Molecule: messenger RNA, 2020 nt
Organism: Cutaneotrichosporon oleaginosum
Lineage: Eukaryota; Fungi; Basidiomycota; Tremellomycetes; Trichosporonales; Trichosporonaceae
Biological process (GO): piecemeal microautophagy of the nucleus; maintenance of cell polarity; exocytosis
Cellular component (GO): membrane; cortical endoplasmic reticulum; intracellular membrane-bounded organelle
Molecular function (GO): sterol binding
Source: RefSeq, a predicted model, not a curated record
UCGCUUGCAUUCAUCAUCCAUCUUUACAUCUUUCUCUCUCCUCAUCCCUCUCUUCAUCUCUCUCUCUUCAUCUCCUCAUCUGUUCUACCUGUCUAUCGCCCACUCCAUUCCCUCUCUCCUCUCCCCCCUCUCCUCACCACCUCCGGCGUCCCCCCCCUCCGCCCAUCCACCCCACCAUGGGCCUCCUCUCGCAGGGCAUGGACGCCCUCAACAUUGGCAGCAAGCCCAAGUCGCGCCGCACCAGCCUCCAAGGCACUCCUAUCGAUGACCAGGCUCCAGAGGGCAGUGAGGCCGAUACCUCCACCCUCGACAAGGACGAGGGCAACAUUCUCAUGGCCCUCAUCUCGCAGUUGCGCCCGGGAAUGGACCUUACCAAGAUCGCACUCCCAACCUUUGUGCUCGAGCCACGGUCGUUGCUCGAGCGCAUUACUGACUUCUUCUCGCACCCGGAUCUGAUCUUUGGCGCUGGACAAGAUCCCGACGCACGCGUGCGUUUCAUGCGUAUCAUGACAUUCUACCUCUCUGGGUGGCACAUCAAGCCUCGCGGCGUAAAGAAGCCUUACAACCCAAUUCUGAACGAGUUCUACCGCUGCACUUAUUACUACCCGGACGGAUCGCAAGGAUAUUAUGUUGCCGAGCAGGUCUCGCACCACCCACCCAUCUCCGCAUUCUUCUACGUCUCGCCCAAGAAUGGCAUCCUCGUCACCGGAGAGCUCAAGCCCAAGUCAAGAUUCCUCGGAAACUCGGCAGCGACGAUCAUGGAAGGCGAGGACCGCAUUCGCUUCCUGAACCGCCCGGACGACGGCGAGUACUGCAUUUCGAUGCCCAACACUUACGCGCGCGGUAUUCUGUUUGGCAAGAUGUUGCUCGAGCUCGGCGACUUGUCGACGAUUCGGAAUGAUGUGACUGGCUACAACUGUGACGUUGACUUCAAGACCAAGGGAUGGGUUUCGGGCGGCUACAACCUCAUCUCGGGUAAGGUCACAGGCCCUGGUGGUAAAUUGGAGGGCGAGAUCAACGGCAUGUGGAGCGGGACGAUCGACUUCAACCCGAAGGGAGGAAAGAAGUCGACCUUGUUUGACGCCUCCAAGUCCAAGGCCGUCGCCAAGGCGGUUCUUCCCGAGUCGAUGCAGGAGGAGAAUGAGUCGAGGCGACUAUGGGCCAAGCUUACCGACGCGAUCAAGGCCGCGGACAUGAACGCGGCGCAGGCUGCCAAGUCGGCAGUGGAAGACCGUCAACGCGAGCUGCGCCAGCAGCGUGCCGAGCGCGGGGAGCCGGCUCCCACACCUCGCUUUUUCGUUCCUGUUGGGGACAAGUUUAUGCCCAAGCUCGACGUGGACAAGCUGCCCAAGGACGUAGACGAGUUGGAGGCUGUUGUGCGCAACUUUAUCUUUGGCGAUCGCGUUCCUGGGCCACCGCCGGCCGGCUCAGCGCCGCCCACGAGCACUCCGGCGCUGUCCGUUGAGGUCCCCCCCGUAAGCUCGUCGACAGGGUCGGCGAGUGCUCAGGCAGCAACACCUCAAACCCAGCGGACUACGCAGACUCCCGCUUCUACGGAGGUUCCAGCACGGACACAGGCGGCGGUUGGGCCUCCAGGUGUUGCUGCGGCUGGCGCGGCAGCAGGAGGACGUGGAGCUGCUCCUGUCACGAACGCCGCUCCUUCACAGACCACCACCCGGCCUUCGGCAGCCCCCCGGCAAAACAGCGUCCACAUGGCCGAUGAGCAGCACCCAGUACCCGCCGCGCCUAAAGGAGUAGAUGCCUUGGCUGCGGUCACUAAUGCUCAUCCAGGGAAGGACGGGCAAGGCGAGGAUCCACGUAGAGCAUCAAUUGCGUCGACCAUCUCGGAUGACGAAUUCCAUGACGCCCACGAAGACUUCCACCCCCCACACGCAUAAGUGUAGAGUUUGGGCCUGUGCAGAUACAAGCAUAUGAGGACGAGCACGGCACGAUCACGAGAGCACGACAUGGGCGGGCAUAUGGGAUAGACGUGUAUAGUGAUGCAGAGAGUGUGCAGUCA